Molecule: messenger RNA, 969 nt
Organism: Alligator sinensis (Chinese alligator)
Lineage: Eukaryota; Metazoa; Chordata; Crocodylia; Alligatoridae
Product: ADM-like
Exons: 4
Coding region: 136-609 (157 amino acids)
Biological process (GO): adenylate cyclase-activating G protein-coupled receptor signaling pathway; regulation of systemic arterial blood pressure; positive regulation of heart rate
Cellular component (GO): extracellular region
Molecular function (GO): hormone activity
Source: RefSeq, a predicted model, not a curated record
CGCCCCAGUUGGACUUUAAAAGGGCCCUGCUGGGCUGGGACCGGCACUGUGACAGCGGCUCAGCGUGGACAGACAGAUCAGCACCUGGACAGACACACGGAUACAGCAAGCCGCCUGGAGCCCAGACCCCUUGCCAUGGCCCCCCGCUGUCUGCCUGAGCUGCUACAAUGUCUGCUGCUUGUGGCGUCGGUGCCCUGUGAGUCCCGGAGCUUGGGGGAUGUUGCAUCCAGGCGACACCCCCCACCCGUGGUAACCUUCCUGGAGCAGUUGCGGGGAGCACCCCUGGCGCUGCCAGCCCCCCGGGAGCCGGGCUCUGAGGCCUGGGGCAGUGCCCAGGGCUAUGUACGGCCGGAGGAUGUGCGAGAAGGGCUCGGCCUGCCCGGCAGCCCCCGGCGCCGGCCCCCACGCCAGGUGUCCCCACUGUCCCCGGGCCGUGGAUGCCACCUGGGUACAUGCCAGACCCAGAACCUGGCCAGCUUACUGUACCACUUCGGCAGCAAGGACCUCAAGGACGACUCCCGCAAGACCAGCAAGGGCACAGCCGACCCCCUGGGUUAUGGGCGACGGCGGCGGGGGGCAGCUGGACGAGGGGCCCCCACGGGCACAUAGCCCCUGCGCCCCCACCCCUCCGUGGGCAACACGGCUGAGAGCAGGGCCCUGCCCUGGCAAGACGCAGGCACCGGUGGCAGGGAGGGCAGCUCCCUCCUGGGGCUGGCACAGAACUAGACCCCUCCCUCUGGGGAACUAGGGGACAGGCCCCCCCCAGCCUUCCCCCACCCCACGGACAUGGAUGGAGCAGGGGUCCCCCCCACUCCCCCAAAAGAGGCAGCAUCAGAGCAAAGCGGGCGCUGCUGUGGAGAUGGGCAGGCUGGAUGGUGCUGGGGAGAGGAGGGUAGCUGGGGGGGCUCUGCCCCCCCAGUCCCAAGUUCUUCGUUCAUCAGGGCCUGAGCACAGGUCUAAUAAAGAGGU